UCAUCCUUGCCUUUCCUGCUCCCAGGCCCUGCCCCCUUCCCAUGGGCAGGCACAGCUCUGGAAUGGGUUCUUGCUGUGUGACAGGAAACAUCUCCUUUGUUAAAGCAGUUCACAUGUUCAGGGUUGUCCUUGCUUCUCAGAGUUGAGCUGGACUCAUUUUUUAAAGCAAUAACCUAAUUGCCUGUGCUAAUUAAGGCCCCUUAGCAGAGCAGUGCAGAAUUUAGGUCAGCUUUUCUUUGCUGUCCCUUUGUGCUCCUGUUCCGGCAUUUCCCACUUGCUGCACUUCCUCUUCCCAGGCUCUCAGGAUGUCACCCUUGCUUGGAUGUGGAUGUUUUCCUGCUACCUCAACCUCCCCUGACCCAUUUUUGCCAUCCUGCACCACCAGGAAAGACAAAAAUCUGCCAAAAUUCCAAUUCUCAAGGAGAGAUCCUUGUUUGAGGAGGUCGGGUGCAGAGUGAGCAUUGGGAUUGUCCCGUGGUUGGGGGGAGCUGUUCCUUGGGGCCAGUUUGCCUGGGCAAGGAGCAGGGGAGGAGUUUAUCCCCAGGAAACUCUGCAGUUCUCAGUGACCUGCUGCCCUUUCCAGCUGGGAAUAUUUCAGGACUGAAGCAGAUUCUGCAGUGUGGGAGAAGGGGAGGAUACACCAUGGAGUGUGGGAAGGGAGUUUGUGCUGCUCUCCUGCAGUUCACCAGGUUUGGGGUGUUACAAAGUCUGAGCUGACACUCUGAGGAUGCAGCAUUUUUGUGCAAAGGAUAUUUUGUGGACAGCACGUCCUUCAUGGGAUGAGUGACAACAUCCCUGGAGUCACACAACUCCUGCCUUUCAUCCAGAUUCACUUCAAAACUGUUUCUUUGUGUUCAUUUUUUGUGUUUUAAAUCUCUUCUGCUCCACUCUCAAGGUGAAUGUCACCUUCAGCUUGGCCAGCCCUUUUCCAGUUGUGCCUUUUCUUCCCUCUCCUGUGGCUGACCAUCCCAGUUUUCAUACAGCAGUUUAUUCCAGCACAGACAGAACUUGGCUGUUACCAGCUGACCCAAAAGAAAGGUUUUUCAUCUUCCUGGACAGAAAAAUCUUGUAGUUGUGGGAAGAAGUUGAAGCUCAGGUUAAUACUUCAGCCAAGAGGAGGAUGAUAUUUCUGAGGAAAAACCAAAAGUGCAGAGCUCUUAUCUUCAACUUGGGAUUCUGAUCCUGAGCCCUGGGAUUCUGGAAAUUCGGGAAUUCUGGAAAUUCUUUCUGGAGUGGUGGUCAUAACCAGUAAGGACACGGUGCAGCACCAGGGGAUCUUCUUAACCAUGGAGGGCUCAGUGAAUCUGCAGCUCAGUGCCAAAAACGUGGGUGUGUUUGAGGCCUUCUGCAACACUGCCAAGCCUAUUCAGAUUAUCAACAGCACCAUUGAAAUGGUGAAACCAGGGAAGCUCCCCAGUGGCAAGACAGAAAUUCCCUUUGAAUUCCCACUGCAAAUGAAGGGCAACAAAGUUCUCUAUGAGACAUACCACGGAGUCUUUGUCAAUAUCCAGUACACCCUGCGCUGUGACAUGAGACGUUCCCUGCUGGCAAAGGACCUGACCAAGACUUGUGAGUUCAUUGUCCACUCCCUGUCACAGAAAGGGAAGCUGCUGCCGAGCCCUGUGGACUUCACCAUUACUCCUGAAACUCUGCAAAAUGUUAAAGAGAGAGCCUCCCUCCCCAAAUUCCUGAUCAGAGGGCACCUGAACUCCACCAACUGUGUGAUCACGCAGCCGCUGACGGGGGAGCUGGUGGUGGAGAGCGCCGAGGCGGCCGUCAAGAGCAUCGAGCUGCAGCUCGUGCGUGUGGAGACCUGUGGUGAGCCCCUGGGCAGCACCCAGGCUGCAGGAACCCCCUGCAUCCCUUCUGAAUUGGUUGGGAAAGCCAGGUGUCUGCUGAGGAAGGCAGGAGCCUCCCCUGAAAUGGAAAAUGGUGUGCUGAGGGCUAUGCCAGGGAUGCCACAGAGAUCCAGAACAUCCAGAUCACCGACGGCGACGUCUGCAGGGGCCUCCCCAUCCCCAUCCACAUGGUGUUCCCCAGGCUCUUCACCUGCCCCACCCUGGAAACAACCAACUUCAAAGUGUAGUUUGAAGUGAACAUCGUGGUCCUCCUGCACGACGACCAUCUCAUCACAGAGAACUUCCCCCUGAAGCUCUGCAGGAUGUGAACAUCCACAGGAGAAGCAGAGAAGGAUUUUCUGGGAAUUCCUCAGAGGGAAAGUGGAACUUUAUCCAUGCUUGACUGCAGCUGGAGCCACCUCACUUCCUUCUUCCUGUGGGCACUUCUUGUGCUUCCACUUCCCUGUUAGCCUGGCCAAGACUUGGCCUCUGCAUUUCCCAAUCCUGCUGCCUUCAAGAACCAUGUUUUUCCCAAUUUUUCUCAG
Molecule: messenger RNA, 2383 nt
Organism: Passer montanus (Eurasian tree sparrow)
Lineage: Eukaryota; Metazoa; Chordata; Aves; Passeriformes; Passeridae
Gene: VPS26C
Product: VPS26 endosomal protein sorting factor C
Exons: 8
Coding region: 1287-2096 (269 amino acids)
Biological process (GO): intracellular protein transport
Cellular component (GO): endosome
Source: RefSeq, a predicted model, not a curated record